Molecule: messenger RNA, 6892 nt
Organism: Eublepharis macularius
Lineage: Eukaryota; Metazoa; Chordata; Lepidosauria; Squamata; Eublepharidae
Gene: MTF1
Product: metal regulatory transcription factor 1
Exons: 11
Coding region: 188-2392 (734 amino acids)
Biological process (GO): regulation of transcription by RNA polymerase II
Cellular component (GO): nucleus
Source: RefSeq, a predicted model, not a curated record
GCUAGGCGGAAGCGGAAGCGUCGAUGCCUGAGGAAGCCCCUGGCGGACCGCGUCGGGGCCGGGGCUGCGCGGGGCCAGCCGGCGGGCGCCAUGGCACCGACACGGGCCGGGCUCGGCCUGGCCUUGCGAGGAGCCGGUAAGCUGCUGCUUAUUGAUCCUGCGACCCUACCCUGAAUUCCACUGAACCAUGGGGGAAAACAGUCCUGAGAGUGUCAUCUAUUAUGAAGUGGAGGAGGAUGACUUGACCCAGGAGGAUAAACCGUUAAGGUUUGUGGACAAGAAUGGCCUUGUCUCAUCUUUGUCACGGACGGUGUAUGACAGAACAACAGUCCUCAUUGAACAAGAUCAAGGGUCACUGGAGGAAGAGGAAGAUGAAGGGCCGUGUGGUGAUCCUCUCCCUUUUCUACCUGAAGGUCAUGAGGACAGGUUUCAUUUGAUAGCGGACCAUGAAGGAAUAUCCCAGGGUUAUGUCCAGCACAUUAUUUCUCCAGAUCAGAUUCAUUUGACUAUCAAUCCUGGUUCAACUCCGAUGCCACGAAACAUUGAAGGAGCCACCCUCACUUUGCAAUCUGAGUGCCCUGAGACUAAGCUUAAAGAAGUGAAACGCUACCAGUGCACAUUUGAGGGCUGCCCUCGUACCUACAGCACUGCAGGUAACCUGCGCACCCAUCAGAAGACUCACCGAGGAGAAUACACCUUUGUGUGUAACCAGGAGGGGUGUGGAAAGGCUUUCCUCACUUCCUACAGUCUCAAAAUCCAUGUUCGUGUCCACACCAAGGAGAAACCUUUUGAGUGUGAUGUACAAGGCUGUGAGAAAGCCUUUAAUACACUGUACAGGUUGAAAGCCCAUCAGAGGCUUCACACAGGGAAAACAUUCAACUGUGAAUCAGAGGGUUGCAGCAAGUACUUCACCACGCUCAGUGAUCUGCGGAAACACGUUCGGACUCAUACAGGCGAGAAGCCCUUUAGAUGUGACCAUGAUGGCUGCGGAAAGGCCUUUGCUGCAAGUCACCACCUGAAAACACAUGUCAGGACACACACGGGCGAAAGACCUUUCUUCUGUCCCAGCAAUGGUUGUGAGAAGACCUUCAGCACACAAUAUAGUCUCAAGAGCCACAUGAAGGGACACGAGAAAGGGCCUGCCUACACUCUGCUCUCCAACAGCAACAUCUCUGAGGAUACAAACCACUCGCUCUGUUUGAGUGACUUGAGCCUCAUGUCCACAGAUUCAGAGCUGCGGGACAAUUCUAAUCCAAUGCAUGGACAAGACCUGAGCACCAUCUCACCAGCCAGCAUUUUUGAGUCCAUGUUCCAGAGCCCGGAGCCUCCUGUCACUCAGGAAGACUCUCAGCAGACAGCCGCCUUGAUCGAAGGUGUUGGUGGUGAUGCAGACCCUGCCCCUGCCAGCCAGCCAUCAGCGGGAGAGGCCAGACCUUUAUCCUUGCCACUUGUUCUGCAGCUUGGCAUCUCUGAGCCCACCCCGCCCAUGCCGCCCCCAGUCCCUGCCAGUCCUCCUCCGCAAGAAGCUUACGGAGCCCCUGCUGCUCUCUUACAGUCCCCAGAAGUGCCUGCUCCUAACAGCACAUUCUUUACAGCAAACCCUCAGAACUUCCUGCCCCCUGUUCAGCCACCUCGGCAGCCCCUUGGGACUGGCCUUUCUGUUGUCGCAGGUGCCCCCGCACAAGCUGCACCAAGUGCUCCCGAGGCGCUGCCCGGGGGUGUUCAGACAAUGCCUCUUGGCGGGAGCUCUGUGCUAGCUGGCAGUCCGACCAUCACCAUCACUCCUUCGCAAAGUGCAGCCAUUCUACAGUCCAGCCUUGUCAUGGGAGAGCGGAACCUUCAGUGGAUUUUCAACGGUGCCAGCAGGAUGUCCCAGAACCAAGAGCAAAUGCCACAGGCCCCAGUUGUGGAGAAUGUCUUCUUUACUACUGCCCUGCCUGUUGCUGCUAAUGCAGGGAGCUCCAUGCAACAGAUCGGCUUGAGCGUACCUGUGAUCAUUAUCAAGCAAGAGGAAGCCUGCCAGUGCCAAUGUGCCUGCCGGGACUCGGGGAAGGAGAAAGCCAGCAGCAGCAGCAGGAAGAGCUGUUCCUCAUCUGACUCCUCCAAGCCCUCAGAGGAGCCUCCUGCGCCAGGGCCUCUGCCACGACCCUUCCCUGUUGCCGUGGCCGCUACCCCGUCUGCGGAUGUCCUCUCUUCCACAUUGCCUCCUUCCUGCGAGCGGAGCACUCUGGCUGGGAAGCCGCUGGACUCGCAGACCCAAUCCCUAAGUGCCGUGGAUGUUUCCGACUUCCUUUCCCUCCAGAGCCGCGAGGCCCCUUCCCCACUAAUCCCCAUUGAAGCCCUGCUGCAGGGGGAGGAAGAGCUUGCCCUUGGCAACAGCUUCCCCAAGUGAAGCCUUCCUGACCCCUGGGGAAGGCUCAACAAGGAGCCUUUCUCCCUGGCUGUGGAGCUCUCUCCUUAGGAGAAGACAGAGCAGGCAAAGAUGCCUUCCGAAGAGAGACGGCAAAGAUGUGCCUGAACUGCUGGGCUGCUCUCUUUCGCCCCUUCAGCUCUUUGUGAAUGAAAAGGGGGGGAUCGGAGAUAAUUGCUGUCUACUUGCACAUAGCUUGGUGGAGGUUGGGGAGUGGUGUGGGCAGCAUGUGAAGUCCUUGUUACAGUCUUCAGUAGUGUGUGCACUAUUAUGGGGUGGGGGCAGUGGAGCGGUGAGAUGGGCUCCCAUUCGAGAGAGAACUGCACUUUUCAAGAUGGUGUCACCAACUUCAGUGCCAGGGAGAAAGAGAGUUCAUGCUCCUUCCCAAAUGGGUUCCCCCCUCCCUGGCUUGGAAGCGCUAGAAGUCUAAGCAAGGCAUAUCUACUCAAGAGUUUGCACUGGAGUAAAAGCUCUUGCUCUGUAGAGGUGGCUGGGUCUUCAGACCCUCUCCUGCUUGGUAGCUGAGUGCCACUCACAGGAUCUAGCGGCCCGAGUGUUUACACAGACUUCAGUGGCUCAUUUGCACUGUUUCAGCUUUACCAGAACCACUGGCCCAGCACAGCCGUUUGCAGCGUAGCAAACGCAGCCAUAGGAUCUUGGCCAGCUUUUCCUGUAGGUGGGCAGCUGUGGCUAUGGAAGCCUCUCUGUCCUUCAGGUAGACAUUGCUCUUGCCACAUAGGAAUCAUCCAACCCUCUGCAGAUACUGCCCAGCCCUUUGGCAAGUGAAUGCCAGUGUCUCUCCAGAGCACAGCUCCCUCCCUCGCAAGGAGCCUGGCAUUCAGGCAGCUUCCCAGAUGCUUCCUCUUUGCCGUUAAGCAGCUUCCUGCCCAAUUCUGCCUCAGCCUGCUGCUGUGGACAGUGCAUCCUCCUUACCUUCUAACUUAACUCAGGGUAAAAUAGAAACACAGUCUCCCUUCACACCAAAGCCUGUAGUUUUCCUGGAAGCAUCCCCUCCUUUUUAAUGUUUUAAUUGCGUCCUUUGACUUUUGCAACAUAGGUGCCAUUUUGAGGGUUCCACCCAACUAUGUCUGGGUUUGUGGCCAUUCCCUUUGUGUUCCUAGCAUCUUCAUUUCACAUGCAGAAUAACUGUCUGAUAGAAGGUGGAUACCAGGAAGCUUCUUGCAUACUGAGAGGGACAAAUGACAUAGGCUUCUCCAGGCAGCUGGGGGGGGGGGGGGGUGAGACGCCUCGGGACUUCCUUAAGCCUUCUCUGAAAUUUGCCCUGGUGUAGGAAAGGUGUUAGUAACCCUACCCCACUCCUAGCACCUGGGAGGGAGAGUCCAGUGAGCCUCAUUGGAGGCUGUGUAAGAGCCUGGGGCUUAAGCAGGCUAAGGUCUGGCCCAGCUUGGAGAGGAGGAAGAGACUGCCUACACUAAAAAAAGAAGAUUCUAGCUGUUUGGUGCAGGAAGGUACAGCCUGUGUAGUGCAGAGCUGCCCAGAGGCAUUGCCCAGUUAGCUCUGUUAUGGCAGGGUAGAGAUCAGAGAGUUGAAAUACUUGGCCUGAAAAUUGUUGGGCUGAAAUGGUCAGCUUGAAGACCCAUGCAGUGCAACGUAGAGGAGAUAUCUUUCCUCUGACCUUGGCUGCAAUUGGGUGUUGAUUUUCAAGGGUGGGGAUGAAGACUCCUUGGUCCCCUGAGCUGCCCCCUUGGUACCUGCAGCAUUGCAUAGCUGCACAGCCUCCUUUGACAAUUGGAGACUUGGGCGGUACUACGGCAGAUGUUCACAAGCAAGCUCAGUGUUGCUGCCUUGCUUGUUCCUCUCUGGGGGUGGAGAGCAGAGCAGCUGUUGGGGAAGGUCGUUUCCAGGUAUUCUCUUUCCUGCUCCUUUAAGCUUAUUUAUUAUUAAAUUGAACUCAAACCAUAACUUUGAGAAUUGCCAUCUCCUUCCCAUGAGUGGGUGAGGCUCAAUAUGGCUGGAGGCGCUCCUUGACAGAUGUGGAGAGGCCCCUGUGCUGGACUGUCAGGGAUUGGGUUUCGCACACGGAGACCACCCUUCGGAGGUUUGUCUGUGUUUGGAAUGGCUGUUGGGGACAUGCCAGUGGGUGGCAGCAGCAUCCUUGCUUGAAGCAUUUAGGCCUGAUGGAUUUUGCUGCUCUGCUGGGUGACUUGGUUAUGCUAAGAACCUUAGGCAGGAAUAGCAUCAGACUGGAGAUGAAGGGAAUGUUUGGAAUCUGCUGCAUUUGCUGGAAGCUGCUGAUGUGGGAGUCUAAAGAAGGAAAAGUACUUUUGCUGGGUCUGCUCCAUUUAUACAAACAUGCUGGGCUAUAUAAUGCACUUUAGUUCUCUUUAAACCAACUGCUGCAAUUUCAUUUGUAAAUAUUUUUCAGAAAGUCCCCCCCCUCCCUUUUUUUUUGGUCUGAGUAAAAGUUUAAUGUGGUUGUGCAAGAAGAAGAGCACUUAACCUCAGUGCAAUACGUGUAUCUAGAAGUGGCAUCCCCCAUGCACUCUGGUUGUGUGUGUCUGUGCAUGUGUGGAUGGAAUUGGUGUAGGAACCAGCUCAGUAAUAUGUGUUCUGCCCCCUUCUGAUUUAUGCAUUCUUAAGCAAAUGUCCAGUCUAUGCAAAAAAUAUAUCAAUAAAAACGGGAGAUUCACCUGUACAGAAUCAGGCGGCGGGGGGGGGGGGGGAGGGGAGGGGACUUGUGUUUUCUGAGGCGACUGUGGCCACUGCUGAGAUACAGAAUCUAGCUUGAUAUAAUCUGCCUUCCUCUGUUAAAAGCCUCCCAGAGAGGAAGGGCCAAGGGAGAGGGAGAAGGCUGUCUUUUAUUGGACUUGUAGCACCUGUAGCACCUUCUGCUCUUCCAGGUAUCAUAUUCUGGCUUUACUUCACUGCAAGGGAUUCUCCAUCCAAAGUGGCAAAAUCCUUCAAAGAGAUUGCAGUCCCUUCUGGCACCUCCUCACAAAACGUGCCCAUGGUUGAUUCGUAGGGGAGGCCAAAAGAAACCAACAAAAGGAAUUUUGUUUGACAAACGUAGAGGAGAUGCCAGUGUCACUGAUUGGCUCCCUCUUUUUUGCAACCCCCCCCCCUCCAAGCUUCUUGGUAAUUCAAGCAGUUGAUCUGGGAGGUAGAUGCUCCUCCCCCUGGAUCAGGAGUGUUCCCUGAAGGGUAUUUUCCUUAACCUCUUUUGCAGGUGGUGUCUCCUUUUUUUUCUGUAAGCAUCCUCUGUGGAUGGGGACAGGGCUAACCUUUCCAGUUUUGCAUCUUGUCCUACUUUUUCUUUCUAGGGUUUGGGCUCUGGUUUUGCACUGCAAAAUGCCAAGGAAACUGGAUAUUUAUGUCACUCUGGUCACAUAGAUACAGAUAUUUAUGUAGGGUGCAUGGAUCAGUGUGUGCUCAUUUGUAAAAACUGUGUUUUAUUGGUGUGCACACUGGCCAAAAUUGAAAAAGGUUUCUAUGCAGGGGGCACUCUCAGUUUUCUACUUAACACUCCCCUCGCUUUGUUUUGCAAUUUGUUCCCCUCCAAUCUUCCUUGGUAAAGCCCAGAAAGGUCUCAUGAGAGGAAAGGGCAGUCUGGUAACUGAAGUGGCUCCUUUCUUUGCUCUGCCUGGUUGUCUCUGUCUAUCUGUUGAGAUACUGAAGCGCUUUAUGUGGGAAGAGAGGAGCUGCCAUUCUCUCUAGCGCUGGCUAGAAAAGUUGGGAGAGUGGGCCUAGGGCUUCAUGCGGUAACUGCGAGAGGUUUCUGGUUGCCCCUUUCCACCUUUGGUAUAUAGCUUGGGGCAUACCAGGAGAGAGAUGGGUUGCUUUGUUCUUGGAAGACCAGCAUGGAGUUGUCUGCUUGCAUUCUGCAGAAGGAUGACAGCCGUUGUUAUCCCCUACUCCCCACCCCAAUGUGUGAGAGGGAAGGCAAGGUUUGGGGAGAAAAUCUCUCACUGCUGUCAUAUUAGAGGGGGGAAACUCAGGCCCACCAAAGCCCAUCAGAUGACUUGCAAAGAGGUUGUGGUGGUGCCUGCUUUCACUGGACCUAAGUGGGUGGGUUGUAAACUGGAUACAUCUGUGGCUCCCUCCCUGACGCCCAGAAUUUUGUCUCCUGCUGCCUACAUCUCCAGCCAGUCACUAGAAACGGAGAUGAUUUGAGGUCAGCUUCUCUCAGGAGUUGUGCGUAUUGUGUUUAAACAAACUUAAUUUAACUCUGAACAUGGGAACAAAUGUCCUUGCAUUGAGCGAUGUGAAGAUGUUAGUUACAGGUACAGUACUUCCAAAGGAAGAGUCUCUCCCAAACUCCAGAAGUGUAAAACAUGAAUUUGUAUUUUUGAAGAAUGUAAAAUGUGAAAUAACAGUGUUUGCUUAAACUACUCGAUUUUGUAUAAAAUUAAUAUUGUACUUUGAAAUACCUGCGAGGAAGUGGAAAUUAAUUUUUUUUUUUAAAAAAAAUUGAAAGCAAUAUUAAUACGAAUGGAAAACUAAUUAAACGCUUAUUUAAACCUG